AUGCGGUUCCCUCACACCCUCCCCACCCUCCUCUUCGCCUGCACCUCUCUGGCCUCUGCCCGUAUUUCCCCGUACUCUUCCUCCUCCCCUUCCAACAGCAACUUUGCUCUCCAACGCCGCCAAGCUCCAAACGCAACAUGGCCGCACCAAAGUUUCCACACGGAACCUGAUUUCUUGCCUCCCAUUCUAGAAAUCACCCGUCACGGCCCCAGCAGUCCUAACCCGCUCUUCUUCGCGGUCAACUGCGCAGCCUGCCCUCAGGAGGCCGCCACCAUCUUUUCCCCUGAUGGUGAACUAAUCUGGCAGUCCGAUCCCUACACCCAAUACCCCGCUACCAAUUUUGGCCCGCAGCGUCUGAAUGGGAAGCCCGUGCUCGUGUACAAUAUGGCCGUGGACGCACCGAUUGUGGCAUCCGGGGCUUUGACAUAUAGUGUCGUUCUCAUCUUGGACGAUUCGUAUAAUCUACUGCACAACAUUUCAGUGUCGGAUCCCACGUUUGUCUUUUCAGAGGGAAGUAAAACGACGUCGCUGAUUGAUGCUCAUGAGGCUUAUAUCACGCCGUCGAACACUCUUCUCGUUCCCGGGUACAACAUCACGCCCUGGGACUUGUCGCCCGUUGGCGGUCCAAAAGAUGGUUGGCUGCUUGAUUCGGUGGUGUACGAGGUGACCAUCCCGGACGGCGAGAUACUAUGGAGCUGGAAAUCCACCGACCACAUUGGGAUUAAAGAUGCAGAGGUUCCAUUGGACGCUCUUUACGGAUGGGGCAACACCAGUCUCAACGCAUGGGACUACUUCCACGUCAACAGCAUCCAAGUCUGGGGCGAGGGCGACGAAGAGGGAAUCCUCAUCUCCGCACGCAACACCUACGACGUCCUCUUCAUCAACAAAAAGACCGGCAACAUAGAAUGGCGCCUCCGCGGCAAAGGCGAGGGCGGAGAUAUCCCCUUGACUCCAGAAGGCCACUUUAGCUACCAACACGACGCCCGUCUCUGGAACCACAACGGCGACCUCCUCCUCAGCAUCUUCGACAACAGCAACACCCUACCCCCACCCUGGCGCCACUCAGAAGGCCACCUCUACACCCUGAACCCGGCAAACAAGUCCGCAACCCUAAAGACCACAUACAUGGACCACAACACAACCAUUGCCGCCCAGUUUGGCGGCGCCAUGCACAUCAACUUUGAAGACGGAUACGUCAUCCUCGGCUACGGCAGCCAGCCCAUAACCGAAGAGUACAAUCUCAACGGCACCAUGCUCGCGAGUUGGCGUUUCGGCGCCCCAGCACCAGACUUUGGCAUCCCUGGUAUUGCAAACUACCGGACGUACAAGAGCGAGUGGAAGGGCUAUCCCACCUCGCUGCCCGCAGUCAAGGCGUGCAAGUCCGCAACCGGUACGGAUGUGUAUGUGAGUUGGAACGGGGCGACGGAAGUCCAGGCUUGGACGGUGUUUGCCGGACACGACGAGGCGGGAUUGUUGGAGAGUGUUUCGGCGCCCAAGACUGGGUUUGAGACGAAGAUUAGGGUGGAUGGGGGUGUGGGGAUGGUUAGGGUGAAGGCGGUGGGGAGGGCAGAUGAUGAGAGGUUUGUUGCGCAGAGUUCGGAGGCUGUUGUAGUGCAGGAGUGUUGA
Messenger RNA from Plenodomus lingam JN3, 1626 nucleotides. RefSeq lists its product as uncharacterized. NCBI's taxonomy places the organism in Eukaryota, Fungi, Ascomycota, Dothideomycetes, Pleosporales, Leptosphaeriaceae. The record is from RefSeq and is a predicted model, not a curated record.